Molecule: messenger RNA, 3374 nt
Organism: Rhopilema esculentum
Lineage: Eukaryota; Metazoa; Cnidaria; Scyphozoa; Rhizostomeae; Rhizostomatidae
Product: disintegrin and metalloproteinase domain-containing protein 10
Biological process (GO): membrane protein ectodomain proteolysis; Notch signaling pathway
Cellular component (GO): plasma membrane
Molecular function (GO): metalloendopeptidase activity
Source: RefSeq, a predicted model, not a curated record
CUUGGGCGCCGCCAGAUUCUCCCAGUAAGUAAGUAAGUAAGGAUGUGGAAGAUAGCUGCUAUCAUCGUCGUUCUUUGUAGUAUUUCUGCUUUUGGACUCAUUCGUAGGCCUCUGAACUCUUUCAUCAGGCAUCAUGAGACAUUAGAUUACAGUCUGAGAGAUUUUCAUAGCAGAGUAAGACGGUCAGUUGUCUCCUCGCCUUUCACAAUUUCAGACCUGAAAUUCAAGGCAUUUGGCAAGCAGUUCCACAUUCGUCUUAGAAGAGAUCAUACUAUCUUCUCGUCAGACUAUAGCAUUAUAGAUGGGCAUGGAAAGCCAAUCGACAUAAGCACUGCAAAUUUUGUUGAAGGAGAUGUUAAGGGACACUUUGGAAGCUACGUUCAUGGUGCUGUGAAGAAUGGGAGGUUUCAAGGAACAAUAAAGUUUGGUGGAGAUGUUUAUCAUGUUGAACCAGCAAGAAGACAUUUUAAAAAACCACAAAGCUUUCAUUCAGUCAUAUACAAAGAUUCUGAUGUCCGUGCAGAUUAUACAUAUGCCCAUGACACUGAACGAACCAAAAAAAGGCCUACAAGCUUCAAAGUGAAAAAUGAUAGAGACAACCUGAAACCAGACAUCACACAUGAGCAAGAAGAAGCUUAUCGCCAAGGAUAUUCCAUUGAUCAUGAGAUGGUCAAAAAGCGAACCAAGAGAGGAGUAAAAAAUGCUUUCAAGAAUACUUGUGUAUUGAAAUUAGUUGCAGAUCAUAAAUUUACAAGAAAAUUCUUAAACAAGGAAAAUGUCAUCUAUCAGAUGGUGAAUCAUUACAAGGCUGCAGAAUACAUCUUUAGGAAUCAGACAUUUAACAUAACCUCUCCUGCAGACAGAUGGUAUCAUCCUCAAGGUAUCGGGUUCAGGGUUGGAAGAAUUGUUGUGUAUGAUGGAUACAGUGUGCCUGCCAAAUUAAAGCCUGAAUAUAUGUCAGUUUCAAACUUAUUGGAAAUGUUUUCAUCUGAAGACCACAGUGCAGUUUGCGAAGCAUUUUUGUUCACAGACAGAAGUUUCGAUAAAGGCGUCAUUGGUUUGGCUUGGAUUGGGUAUCCGCAGGGUCAGGCAGGUGGAAUUUGUGACAAAUAUGCAAAUUUUGCUGGUAAACUCAGAAGUUACAACACUGGUUUAGUAACAUUCAAGUUGUAUGCAAGAGACCUCCCACCUGCUGUUACUGAAAUAACAUUUGCUCAUGAACUUGGUCAUGCAUUUGGUGCACAUCAUGAUCCUGUAGAAUGCCAACCAACUGAUCAGAAAGGUGGCAAGUAUAUUAUGUAUGAUAAGGCAACAACUGGGACCAAAAGAAAUAAUCGUUUCUUUUCAAAGUGCAGUAUUGACAGCAUGGUUCCUGUAAUAAAUGCCAAGGGUCUAGAUCAGACAUACGGCUGUUUUGUAAACAGAAGGAUUGCCAUUUGUGGCAAUGGCAUUGUUGAAUAUCCAGAAAUUUGUGAUUGUGGUACAGCCUCAACAUGCACAGAAAGAUGCUGCCAUCCGUACGAUGGCACAAACCGGAGUUGUCUUUUGAGAGCAGAAGCCUUCACUUGUAGUCCUAGUAGAGGGCCAUGCUGCAGCAAUGACACAUGCAGAGUUUAUCCCAAAUGGACGCGCUGUCGAGAGCAAACGGACUGCAAGCUUCAAGGACAAUGCGAUGGACGGACAUGGACCUGCGAUCCUUCGCCUAUAAGACCUGAUAACACCACAUGUGCGGGUCAAACUAUGGUUUGUUCCAAUGGCUACUGCAAUGGAUCUAUUUGUCUACUAUAUGGAAUCAAGGGUUGCAUGUGCGAGAAUCGUGAAGACCAAUGUAAAGUUUGCUGUGUCCAUCAAAGGAAGUGUCAAGUGGCCAGUAAUAUAUCAUUGAUAACAAAUCUGAAGAACCAGUUCGUGUUGCCGGGCAACCCAUGCCAUGAUUACUUGGGGUACUGCGAUGCACUUGGCGAAUGCCAGAUGAUUGACAUGGAUGGACCAUUCAAAACCCUCUUAGCGACAUUCUUUUCAUAUGCUGGGGUGAAAAUAUGGCUAGCGAAGUACUGGUUUGUCAUAACGGCAUGCACACUGUUGCUGCUAUCGUUCAUGAUCGCCUUCGUGUUUUUCUGCAAUCGCUACACGCCAAGCAGCAAUCCAGAAAAAGAGUUCAAGAGCCCAACAAAGCCGUUGGUUGGCAAGCCAAAGCCUAGACCACGCCCACCUCGCCGAUCAGCAGCCGUGCCGAUGAUGUAGAACAGAGGAUUUCAUAAGAUCUUUCACAGAUUCCAGUUUCCACAGAUAGUGUUACCACACACAAACAUGCGUCGUUUUUAUGUUGCUUCAUGGGUAACGCACGUUGGUAAUACUGAAGAAGUGGCACUUUGGACAUUUUGAGAACAAUUUUUGAUUUUACUUUUCCAUUUAGCUUUUUUAUUUUGUUUGAUCCUAUCACCAGCCCGUAUUUUUCCUUUUGUUCACGUCGAUAUUUGUGCCAUUCAGUCCAAUGAAGCUGCUCCAAAGCCCCUUCAACAUUUCGAUGGACUCAUCUAGCGUUUUGCGUAUUUCUUAAUAAAGCAUUUCGGGCAACAUAAAUGCUAAAUUUAUGACUUACUUCCAACUUCAAACUUGGGUCCAGAACUUUGAUUUACUACCUGUGUCUUGCUGUUGAAAAAAACCUUUAUUAGCUAAAAGAAAAGUUAACGAAAAUGCAUUACAUCAAGAAUGGGGCUAUUGCUAUGGUAGAAUCAUGUGAACAAUAAAGUAUUUUUAUGUAAUCCUACUACUGUCUUGUGACCCUGCCAUAAUCUAUUUAAGUCGUAAGAAUGCACGGUCAAUUUUAAUGGUCGUCGAUUUCGUUAAAGUAUGACGAAAAGCUGUAAUAAUAUCAUGCAUUUUGUAGCAUUUUCAAGUUUAGUCGUAAUUCGUAGAUAACGUUUGUUGUAUUAACAUCAACCGUUCUUUGAUUCAUGUCACUUUGCUACCUCCCACCUUUUAACUAUUAGUUGUUUAAUGACUCACAUUUAAUCAGUAACGAAACUUAAUAUCAUUUUCUAGUGUAUUGAUGUACGAGUUCUUUUGCUUUCGAUCCCGUUAAGAGUUCAAAAAGCAUCCUCUUACAAAGAUGGCUUACCUCCAUUAACGUAUUUAGGCACGUUCCAUGUAUUUGAAGCAUGGGCAUUUCCAGAUAACAUUUCCAUGGUGCACUGCUCUUUAGCUUAAGGGCUUUUGUUUAUGAGUUAUCGUUUAAACUCAUAAAUUACAUUCUAACGAUCUAUCGAUACUUGAAGCACGAUAUUUAAAUAUAUAGCACGUACUAUUUCUUCGUCAAAAUUAAAGCAAUGUUUUAUAGGAAAAAUCAGUAAGUCUAUUUCUGCUGCAAAUCA